ACAAUAAGGAACAAAUAAAAAUUCCAUUACUUUCCAACCUUUUUCUUUGACAAGGAGAGAGAAAAAGAAACUCCAUCAAUGGCGACUGACGUGGCAAUGGUUCCUGCAGGCGACGGUUCCAGCUCUGCUCCUGGUCCUUCUUCUUCAUCCAAGAAACCGAAACGUUUCGAGAUCAAGAAAUGGAAUGCCGUUUCUCUCUGGGCUUGGGAUAUUGUGGUUGAUAAUUGCGCAAUUUGCAGGAAUCACAUCAUGGAUCUUUGUAUUGAAUGCCAAGCUAACCAGGCGAGUGCUACCAGUGAAGAGUGUACUGUUGCUUGGGGAGUGUGCAAUCAUGCAUUUCAUUUCCACUGCAUCAGCCGAUGGCUUAAAACCCGUCAAGUUUGUCCUUUAGACAACAGCGAGUGGGAGUUUCAGAAGUAUGGCCAUUAGCGUUGUUACCUUGCUGUAAACCCAAAAAUCUGAGGGUGUGUGCAGAUGUGUGGAGUGCUUAGUGCCUAACUCUUGAUUGUUUUGCUGCUAGUCUACAUGAUGGAACCAUUGAUUUUUGACUUAUAACAUCAAGAAUCAAUGUUUAGGCAUUGGCCAAAAUUGCUAGUACUGCUUUCAGAGAAAGCUCUAUCUUGUCCAAUAUUGCACAUUUUUCGUCAAAUAUUUCCUCCUUAUUUCAAUGUUUAAUCUAACUCGUGGAAACUACUAUGACAAUUGUAUCAAAAUUUGAUCGAAACUUUACAGUAUGAGCUGUAUUAUUGUGUUGGUACAACAUUUAAUACCGGUUUAUUUUAUUUAUCAAUAAUUACACAACUAAUAAUUCUCCUGAA
Chenopodium quinoa (quinoa) is the source of this 818-nucleotide messenger RNA. Its product is annotated as RING-box protein 1a-like. Gene Ontology annotation, molecular function: ubiquitin protein ligase activity; zinc ion binding; cullin family protein binding. The transcript has 5 exons. Bases 79 to 429 code for a protein of 116 amino acids. Lineage: Eukaryota; Viridiplantae; Streptophyta; Magnoliopsida; Caryophyllales; Amaranthaceae. Gene Ontology annotation, biological process: ubiquitin-dependent protein catabolic process; protein ubiquitination. Gene Ontology annotation, cellular component: cullin-RING ubiquitin ligase complex; nucleus. The record is from RefSeq and is a predicted model, not a curated record.